CAAAAAAGAUACCCUAUAAAUUCAUAAUAAUACAUAGUCAUGAAAGGGUGUGACAAAAGUUGGAAAGUGGAAACACUCAUGGAACUUCCAAAUGAUAGCUCUUGUGAAUCUUCUUUUUGCAAAGAUGAAAAAGUGGAAGCAAUGAAUCUUCUUGAGGAGUGUUGGUUUUUUGAUAACUUGUUAAAUAUAAGUCCUAAGAUGUUAAGGUGUCACUCUGAUCCUUACCCUUCAACUAGGCUAAUCAAUUCAGAUUUUUUGGUAUCAACAAGUAAAUUACCAUCUAAUGAUUUUGUUAAUCCUAAGAAGAUUCAAAGAGCACCAUCUAUGCCACCAAUUAGAGUGAGAGAAGAAGAAAGUGGUAAACCUCAUUGUGCAAAGAUGAAAGGAAAUAAUCAUCAUAGAAGUGAAUGUAGUAAUAGAAGGAAAAGUAAAUUGCUAAGGACACCCUCUUUGCCUCCCUCAAUAGGGAGAGAGGAAAAAUUCCAAGAAAUUGAUCCUAGAAUUGGAAGAUCAAGGAAACAACCAUCAACACCUACCAAUAUUGACAACCUUCCACCAAGGAGAACCUCUAAGAGUUGUAGCAUUCCAAAAUGUAGAGCAACAAAAAACAUUGAAGUUGAAAGGUUAAAGAAAGAUGGAAUUAUGGAAAUGAAGAGAAAGGUUCUAAAUAAGAAAACAAUAAGGAGAAGCUUAAGUGAUCUUGAGUUGGAAGAAGUUCAAGGAUUCAAAGAUUUAGGAUUCUCAUUUGAGAAAGAAGGUUUAAGUCCAAGUUUAGCUAACAUAAUUCCUGGUUUGCAAGAGAAAAAUAGAGAUGAAAGUGAGGAAGAUAAAGCAGCAAGAGGACCUUAUUUAUCAGAGGCAUGGUUGGUGCAAAGUUGUUGUGCUCCUCCUGUUCCAAAUUGUGGAAAUACUAAUAUGUCAAAAGCUGAUAUCAAAAAGAAUAUUAAGUUUUGGGCUAGAGCUGUCGCAUCAAAUGUACACCAAGAAUGCUGAACAAAAACUUCAUAGAUCAAUUCUUUGUAACAAUUGGCUAAGAUUGGCCAAAAUAAUCACCACCAUAAUCUUCUUUUUUAUUCAAUAAUGAUAGUGAUAGUAAUUUUUGGUA
Messenger RNA from Cicer arietinum (chickpea), 1105 nucleotides. RefSeq lists its product as uncharacterized. Lineage: Eukaryota; Viridiplantae; Streptophyta; Magnoliopsida; Fabales; Fabaceae. The record is from RefSeq and is a predicted model, not a curated record.